UGAAUAAAUAGUAAAUCCAGAAAUUAGUUUAACAUUCAAUAGAUUUUGUUUGAAUUAAAGAGCAUUUGUAUUGAUUGAUUAAAUUAACUGAUCACAAUGCAAAAAAGGGUCUUUCAAAAAUAUUUAAUACUUUGCUUAACAUUUUUAUGUCUAAGUGAUCUGAGUGCUUUAAAGAGUAAAAAUAAAAAUAAAUCGAAAUGUGUACUACCACGAAAUCUUGCCAGAGAAAUUGAUUCUUACAAACCGAUUUUAAAAGAUAUUAAAAAUAUGACGACUAAUGGAUUUUUCCAUGGUCUUACAUUCAAUGAAUUAGCCACUUUCGUAAAUAAAUUUAGCUCAAGGAUAUCUGGUUCGAAAACUUUAGAACGUUCUAUUGAUUAUAUGUUGGAAAAAUCAAAAAAUAUGAGUUUUGACAAUGUUCAUGGAGAAGAAGUAAUGGUUCCACGCUGGAUUAGGGGUAAAGAAUCUGUCAAAUUAUUGAAACCUUUGGUUAAGAAUAUUCCAAUGCUUGGAUUAGGUUAUAGUGUAGGAACACCUCAGAAAGGAAUAACGGCUAAGGCAGUUGUUGUGAGAAGCUUUUCAGAUUUGAUAUUACGGGCUAAUGAAAUUCCAGGGCGGAUAGUUGUGUUUAAUCAAGAAUAUGUUAAUUAUAAUGAAACGGUAAAAUAUAGAUCUCAAGGUGCUAUAGAAGCAGCAAAAUUUGGUGCAGUUGCAGUUCUUAUUCGUUCAAUAACACCAUCUCUAGAAUAUAUUCCACAUACAGGAAUGAUGGACUAUAAUGUAAAUGUGACAAAAAUCCCAGCAGCUUGCAUUACAGUUUCAGAUGCUCAAUAUUUAAACAAAUUAGCCGACGAAGAUAAAGAAAUAAUUAUAAACCUUAAAAUGAAUGCCAAAACGUAUCCAAAUGUUAAAUCUCGUAAUGUAAUUGCUGAAAUAACGGGUUUGAUAAAACCUGAAAAUGUUGUUGUCAUUUCCGGUCAUAUUGACAAUUGGGAUGUCGGACAAGGUGCAAUGGAUGACGGCGGGGGUGCUUUUAUUUCUUGGAGUGCCUUAGCAUUACUAAAGUAUCUUGGUUUGAAACCAAAAAGAACAAUUCGAACAAUUUUAUGGACUGCUGAAGAAUUUGGACUUAUUGGUUCUUCGCAUUAUAUAAAUAUACAUAAACUUAAAGAACCAAAUUUACAGUUUGUAAUGGAGUCUGAUGCAGGAACAUUUACUCCACUUGGUCUACAGGUUUCAGGCACAAAUUUAGUAAAAUGUAUAAUUGAAAGAAUAUUUAGUUUGUUAAAACCUGAAGUCAAUUUCGAGAUUAAUGAUAAAGCCGAGGGACCUGAUAUUGAUAGUUGGAUAAAUUCAGGAGUGCCAGGUGCAUCAUUAUGGAAUGCAAAUGAAAAAUAUUUUUGGUAUCAUCAUACAAAAGCAGAUACAAUUGAUUUAGAAAAUCCUGAAGAUUUAGAUAAAGGAACAGCCCUUUUUGCAUCAGUAGCUUAUGUUUUAGCAGAUAUUAAUAUUGAUUUACCACGUAAUAAAUUAGUUAUUAAAGAACGAAUAUAAACACACA
Ceratosolen solmsi marchali is the source of this 1561-nucleotide messenger RNA. RefSeq names its product carboxypeptidase Q-like. Bases 97 to 1554 code for a protein of 485 amino acids. The record is from RefSeq and is a predicted model, not a curated record. NCBI's taxonomy places the organism in Eukaryota, Metazoa, Arthropoda, Insecta, Hymenoptera, Agaonidae. The transcript has 6 exons. Gene Ontology annotation, biological process: proteolysis; peptide catabolic process. Gene Ontology annotation, molecular function: metallodipeptidase activity.